Messenger RNA from Sinocyclocheilus grahami, 6745 nucleotides. It is a transcript of the gene kif26ba, whose product is annotated as kinesin family member 26Ba. Gene Ontology annotation, biological process: microtubule-based movement. Gene Ontology annotation, molecular function: microtubule motor activity; ATP binding; microtubule binding. The coding region runs from base 1 to 4857 and encodes 1618 amino acids. The record is from RefSeq and is a predicted model, not a curated record. The transcript is spliced from 10 exons. NCBI's taxonomy places the organism in Eukaryota, Metazoa, Chordata, Actinopteri, Cypriniformes, Cyprinidae.
AUGGCUACAAGCACAUAUAAGGAGCUGGAUAAGUUAUUUUUUGCAGUGCAUGAAUUUGAUUGGCUGUGCUAUGUUUCCUGGCAGGCAGAGGUUUGUGCGGGAACUGUGGCUGAGGUCAUCCAGUCUGUGGUCAAUGGAGCAGACGGCUGUGUGUUUUGCUUCGGACACUCCAAACUAGGCAAAUCCUACACUAUGAUUGGCAAGGACGACUCCAUGCAGAGUUUAGGGAUCAUCCCGUGUGCCAUCUCCUGGCUCUUCAAACUGAUCAACGAGUGCAAGGAAAAGACAGGCGCACGUUUCUCCGUACGAGUGUCGGCUGUGGAGGUCUGGGGAAAAGACGAGAACCUGAAAGAUCUGUUGUCGGAGGUGGCGACAGGCAGUUUGCAGGACGGUCAGUCUCCAGGUGUCUACCUUUGCGAGGACCCCAUCUGCGGGAUGCAGUUACAGAAUCAGAGUGAGUUGCGUGCUCCUACAGCUGAGAAGGCUGCUUUCUUCUUGGAUGCUGCCAUUGCUGCACGUUACAGCAGUAAGCCAGACUAUGACGAAGAGGAGCACCGUAACUCUCACAUGCUCUUCACCCUACACAUCUACCAGUAUCGAAUGGAAAAGACCGGCAAGGGUGGAAUGUCGGGAGGCAGGAGCCGACUGCACCUCAUCGAUUUAGGCAGCUGUGUUAAGGUUUUGAGCAAGACCCGUGACAGCACUACAGGACUCUGCCUCUCUCUGUCUGCCCUGGGGAACGUCAUAUUGGCUUUAGUCAACGGCAGCAAGCACAUCCCUUACAAAGAUAGUAAGCUAACCAUGCUGCUACGUGAGUCCCUGGGAAACAUGAAUUGUCGCACCACCAUGAUAGCCCACAUCUCCUCGUCCCCCAACAACUUCUCAGAGACACUCUCUACCCUUCAAAUCGCCUCUCGUGUUCUUAGGCUGAAGAAGAAGAAGGCUAAACAAUACACAUCCAGUUCCUCUGGUGGUGAGAGCUCAUGUGAGGAAGGAAGAAUGCGUCGCCCAACACAGCUGAGAACCAUUCAUUCUAGAAAUGUUGUUGAUUCAGAAAUGCCCCUGCUACACCUCUCCAGUGACCCUGAAGACUAUUCCAGCAGUGAGCAGUCAUGUGACACAGUUAUCUACGUAGGUCCAAAUGGCUCAGCCCUCUCAGACAAAGAGCUAACAGACAACGAAGGUCCUCCAGAGUUUGUUCCUAUCAUCCCAUCCCUACAUAAAAAUAAAGCAGAUCUUAGCAUGACUUCUUUGACAUCACAACCAGCUCAACAGGUUGUAGCCCCACUAGUUCAAGCCUCACAGUCUGUCCAACCUUUGCAGACUGUUCAUCCCCAGCCACUUCCACCUUUGCCAGAGGAAGGUGCUGAGCCAGGUAAAAAGGAGAAAGACUGUCUUAAGUGUAACACUUUUGCAGAGCUCCAAGAGAGGCUGGACUGUAUUGAUGGAAGAGAAGAGGUUACGAAAUUCCCUUUUGAAGAAGACCCUGCCGACAGAGCUGCCAAAUUUGAGCCUGGCCAUGGUCAAGUCAUAACAGGGGGUCAGCAGUCCAGUUCUCCUAAGAGGAUAUCUGACCAGCAACUGGAGGAGAUCCGUGAGGUGGUUGAAGAAGCAGAGAUCGCUCAGUCAAUAAUUGAAAGCUUGACACAGUCUUCAACAGGCAGUUGUGGACUCUCCAGCAGCAGAAGUGUGACUGGCAGCAGCGGUAUUGGGCAACUAACUCCUCUUCACAGAGCCAAGAGCUCCAGUUUACAUGACAGCAGAGAAUCCAUCAGUGGUGGGAGCAGCAGUGAGAGUAAGCCUCGUCCUAUGGGCUCCCCACGGUUGGGGAUUGCCAGUCUUACUAAAACCUCAGAGUACAAACCACCAUCCUCUCCCUCUCAACGCUGCAAAGUGUACACCCAGAAAGGAGUAAUGCCUGGCACACCACCACACUCCUCACAUAAUCUCAAUAAAGACUCUAGAAAAUCAUCUACAGAGUCUUUGCUUAAUCCUGAGUCUAGAACCUCUCCGGUGGGGAUGAGCCCACAGGUCCUAAAGAGAUCUUCAUCAUCCAAUAGCCUUGGAUCAGCUGAGACACUGUGUGAUGAUGUUCCCCAGCUGCCUUUGGACAAUAAGAAAAAUGCGAAGGACACCACAGCCACAGUUACACUGGAGCAUCCUUUGGAACCCAAUGGAGAGGAUGAGCUGGUGUUUACCCUGGUGGAAAAGCUGACAAUUAGUGGGGUGAUGGAAAAUGGCAGACCAACCAGCAUUAUCAGCUUUAACAGUGACUGCUCGGUGCAGGCUAUGGCAUCGGGUUCAAGGCCUGUUAGCAUCAUUAGCAGCAUGAGUGAAGACCUAGAACAUUACACCACUGCUCCCUGCACUACCACUGCCACUAUCUCACAAGUCAACAUUUCUAAAUUCCUGCCUCUUAGCAAGAUAGAAGGGUACGCCCAGGCUAGUCGUCGUUCCUCAAUCAGCUCAUGGCUGAGUGAAAUGAGUGCUGGCAGUGAUGGUGACCAGUCAUGUCAUAGCUUUGUUGCCCAACAGUGCUUUGGGCAAGGUGAGGCAAUAGCGGAAGAUAGGCUUUUAGAAAUUCAAGAAGAAGGAGACAUAGACCCUGAGUCAAAUGACCAAAAGAACUCAGACAAAGAGAGUGAUUCCAAUACAACUGAAGUGAAUGAUAAAAACACAGCUAAACAUAAACUAGACAAGCUGUCCUCAACCUCAAGUGGCUAUGUUCCUUUUAAGACCAACAUCACAACUCACCCAUGUGCCGCUGUUAAGCCAAUGGUUGUGCAGGGCUUGCAAACCAAAACCCCUCUAGUCAAAGAUCCCAAAUCCCCACCUGUUCCAAUGUCAAGUGAGAUAAAUUUUGAUGACCCUUGGAUGAAAAGGGAGGGAUGUGAAGAGACCAAGCCUUUGGACAUGGUCUGUGAUAUUAAGUCAGAGAAGAGAACAUCGGAAUCUGUAAAAAGGAAAUGGCAAGUUGACAAGCUCAACUCGAGUGAAGCAGCAUGUUCCCCUGAUUCCAUGAACCGGGUGGUGGAUGGCUGUGAGAUGGUAUUCAAUGCACCUGAAAGCAUAACUCAAGUGUACUCUGCAGACAUCCUCAGAACGGGUAGUCUCCCUCGUGCAUGGCAUCGCUUGAAUAAGCAGGACGAUCUGGAAGACCCUACAUACCGUUACAUGAGUGGAGAGUAUAAAAGCCUUGGGGUUACCACCUCCACUCCCUGCAGUCCAAGAGCCACACUCGAAAGAAGAUGUUCAGCAGGGAGGCAAGGUAUCUUUGCUCGUCAGAAAGGAAUCCCACCAUUGCCACCUGUAAGGAAGUCUAGCCUUGACCAGAGGAAUCGAGCAAGUCCACAGCAUAAUCCAGGAAAUUCUCAGACAUCAAACCAUCAUCUGUCUUUCCUUGGCAGCACACCUGAAGACCUGGUUGGUAAACAUAAAGGACCAAAUAUUGAGAGCAGCAGACUCUUCAGUGCCAAACUUGAGCAGUUAGCAAACAGAACCAAUUCCUUAGGGAGGUCUCAUGGGGCACAUUAUGACUGUCAUUUCUUAGAGAGGGCGGAGAGUUUGACCUCUCUGGGCUCUAAAGGAGGAGUUGCAAAAGACAGUACAAUGCCAAGGACAGGUAGGAGCAUCAACCGCAGUUUGCUUUCAUCACCUACCAAUGGACCAAAUGGUAACAAUAAUGCAUCACAAUCACCCAAAGCAAGUCAAUCCAAAAUCUCUGCAGUUAGCAAACUCCUUAUGGCAAGUCCCAAAGCUCGAAGCUUGUCAACCUCCAGCACUAAGACCUUAAGUUUCUCCACCAAGUCCCUUCCACAAUCAGUAAACCGAAGCUCAAGUUUGCCUCCUAACGGAAAGAACCAGAACCAAAAUUCAUGGUCAACCCAGUCCCUAAGUCGCAGCAGGGGGACAGGGUUAGCAUCUAAGCUACCUUUAAGAGCAGUGAAUGGACGAAUCUCUGAGCUCCUACAAGGUAGCGCCAGCUCUCGUGCUGCCCAAGGACGAGGGGCUUCAGACACUGAAGAGAGAGGAGCAGCAGUCCAAGGAGAGGAAAGGCCAGUGGUCCAUACUUUGCCCUCACCUUACAGUAAGAUCACUGCCCCAAGAAGGCCUCACCGUUGCAGUAGCGGACACGCCAGUGACAACAGCAGUGUGCUAAGCGGAGAGCUUCCUCCUGCAAUGGGAAAGACUGCUUUGUUCUACCACAGUGGUGGCAGCAGUGGCUAUGAGAGUAUGAUACGAGACAGUGAGGCCACAGGAAGCACAUCAUCCGCUCAGGACUCUAUGAGUGAAAACAGCAGCUCUGUCAGUGGUCGCAGGAGCCUCAAGAAUUCAAAGAAAAGAUGUAAUACAGGGUCCCAGAGACGCCGUCUAAUUCCUAACCUCAGCUUAGACACCUCCUCUCCAGUGAGAAAGCCGGUCAUCAGUCCAGGGGUACGCUGGGUGGACGGUCCCCUCCGGCCCACACAAAGGGGUUUAGCUGAACCUUUCGAGAUUAAGGUUUAUGAGAUUGAUGAUGUUGAACGUCUACAGAGGAGACGAACCGUAGGCAAUAAGGAAGUGGUAUACUUUAGUGCCAAACUGAAGAUCUUAGAGUAUCGGCAACAGAGAAUCUCAGAGGUGCGGGCCAAGUACGAUUGGCUGAAGAAGGAACUAGAGCAAACCAAACAACAUCUGAUGCUGGAGCCAGAGAAAUGGACCACUGAAUUUGACCUUCAGCAGACGUUUGAAGUGGACUCUCUGGAGUACUUAGAAGCUCUGGAGUUUGUCACGGAACGACUGGAGAACCGGGUCAACUUCUGCAAAGCUCAUCUGAUGAUGAUCACAUGCUUUGACAUCACCUGUCGGCGACGGUAAAAGAUUCGCCAAGUAUUAAGGACAAUUGGAAGUGGAAAAGGCUCAGCAGAGUGUAUGUGAGCAAGUUAUAAAGUUCAUCAACACAAUGAUGGCUGAAAUGAUUGGGAAAAUAUAAAGGCUUACUAUUUUUUCUAAAAUGGGUUUUGGUGGGGAACGGAAAACGCUGGACUUGGAGAGUUGACGAAAAAAAAAAAGCAUUGUCCAACAUAGAUGGAUGAGCACUUUGGAACUACGAAGUCGUCGUUUUCGAAAAUGGGCUUGCUCGCUUGCUGUGAACAAACUAAUUAUAUUGCCAUAUGUGGAUAAAAAACAAAUCGUUGAAGAAGAUGAAUGAAAAACAACAAAAAGGACGACAAGUGCCUUGUGAACACUUCAAUAUCUUGGAAAUCUAUGGACAAAAAUCCAUAUUUGUGUACAGAUGGUGCUAGCUUAAAAAAACAUGCAUACAAACAAAACAAACAAACAAAAAAAGUUUAAAAAGUAACAAGAAAAAGAAAAUGAAAACACUGCUUGUUAAAUUAUGUGUUUAAUCUCUUUGAGUCUGUCUCGGUAUUUGUAUUGUUAUACACUAGUCACAUUCAACUGAACUGUUACGUGUGUUUUAUAUAAUUUUUGUAUUCUUGGACACACUGAGACCACAUAGAGUGUAUCGUAUUCCAUGAAAUAGCACAGCACGACAUCUAGAAGAAUGAUUCUGGCAUUGGCUCAUUGAUUUUUCACAUCCCCUGCGGUUAUGUUGGCAUUUUCAGCAGUGUGACGCCUCGGGCUCGGCCGCUCCAGCGUGUCACGGUUGAGAGGCGAGAAAAAUCCUCAGUCUGGCAGGACCAACAAGGAUCUUUAAUAUCAAUAAGAAACAAAAACUUUAAUGCAUGCCAACUUCUUGGGCAUUUUUAAAAUGUAACUUCCCAAUAUAAUUUUUUUGGUCUAAUAAAACUUAGUCAAAUUUAGUGUUGUGUUGCAUUCCAGAUCAGAUUGGUGCAUAUGUCUGGUCAUUGGCUUUCCCUCUAUGUGGUCUCAUUGUAAGUGUGCUAACACUUUGGUAUAAAUCUGUUUAUAUAUACAGUAUAUAUAUGGUGCUUGAGACAGUUUCAGCUCUAAACGUUUAUAGUUGAGUAUAUAGCCUGUUUCUGGUACUAACUAAAGACUUCAUACGCUUUUCCAUUCCCGCUUCACUCCUCUUCCCUGCCCUGACCCUCGCCAAAGCAAAGGGGAGCAACAUUCCUGCUGCCCUUUGACCUGUUGGCAUUGUAAUGAAUGAAGGAUAUAAUUUAUUUUUUACCUCAGGAGGCCUGUAUGACAGAGAUGCUUAUAUUCUAUAAUUUAUUUAGCCUGCAAAGCACUAUGCAUUAAAAUUGUACAGUAGCUAAAUUCAUGCCAUAUAUAUAAAAUAUACUUCUAUAUUUCCCUUUUGUUCUUCUUUAUAUAUUAUACAGGUUUUGUUUUUGUAUUUCUUUGUAAAUGCAUCUAUCGCCAAAUCAUGGGAGACGAGAGAACAAGCAAUUUCCAUGUUUAUUCAUGAACUGUUUUUUUCAUCACAAGCCGUCACAUUCUUCAGCAUCUGUGGAUCGUUCAAGUAAUGCAUUGUGUGAUAUGCGGUACAAUGUGCAACGAAUAUCGUCCUAAAUGCGAUUUAAUGUUCACGAACAUGGUUGCGAAACUAAGGCCUCGCCUCCUUUCACUAAGUCAUGUGAAUAGAAAGAAAAAACAAAAAAGACAGAGUUUGGCAUUAUAGAUGUAUGAGGGAAGAUGAGGAAAGUUGUCAACAUAUUGCUUCAUGUUAAUACUGCGACAGUCGGCAUGAUUUCUUGUUCUAUGGGGAAAAACACAGCCUGAAUGAGAGUUUGAUUGGCAUACGGACUGAUGUAAAUAAAGGAUGUUUUGGAAGCUU